Carassius auratus (goldfish) is the source of this 590-nucleotide messenger RNA. RefSeq names its product replication protein A 14 kDa subunit-like. Gene Ontology annotation, biological process: DNA replication; double-strand break repair via homologous recombination; mismatch repair. The transcript is spliced from 4 exons. The coding region runs from base 114 to 479 and encodes 121 amino acids. The record is from RefSeq and is a predicted model, not a curated record. NCBI's taxonomy places the organism in Eukaryota, Metazoa, Chordata, Actinopteri, Cypriniformes, Cyprinidae. Gene Ontology annotation, molecular function: damaged DNA binding; single-stranded DNA binding. Gene Ontology annotation, cellular component: DNA replication factor A complex; site of double-strand break; nucleus.
GCAACGGAAAUGCUGUCACCGGGAAUACGUCACUUGCUCUGAGUUUUCCCGCGAAUCUGGUCUGGAGUCCUUUUGCGUUUUAUUCCUUGUAUGCUUUGCCAUAAAAACCCACAAUGUCAGGCGUUUACGAAUCUCCGAAGCCCAGAAUCAACGCGUCGCUGUUGUCUCAAUACAUCGGUCGAGCAGUCUGCUUCGUUGGACGCUUAGAAAAGGUGCAUCCAUCAGGAAAGGCUCUUACUCUGUCAGAUGGAGAAGGAAAGUCUGCCUCAGUGGAGCUCAGUGAUCCACUGGACGAAGAGCUGAGUGGGGUUGUGGAGGUUAUUGGGACGGUGUCGAACAAAGGGACAGUUAUGGCUGUUUCAUAUACUCCGUAUCGAGAGGACAAAACCUCUUUCGAUCUGGAGCUGUACAACGAAGGUCUGAAAGUUCUCCAUGAUUUUCCCCAGCAUUACCCAUUCGAGGUGUCUUUAAGUGGCUAAACCGCACUCAUUUAUUUGCCUUUUACAGUUUCUGGAUGAUUGGAUAUUUACUGUGUUUGUAAACUAUUGUUCUGUUAUUGUUACUUGAAAUAAAUCACAUUAUUGACCAUA